Messenger RNA from Neofelis nebulosa (Clouded leopard), 5987 nucleotides. It is a transcript of the gene PHACTR1, whose product is annotated as phosphatase and actin regulator 1. The transcript has 18 exons. Gene Ontology annotation, biological process: stress fiber assembly; cell motility. The coding region runs from base 798 to 2744 and encodes 648 amino acids. The record is from RefSeq and is a predicted model, not a curated record. Gene Ontology annotation, molecular function: actin binding. NCBI's taxonomy places the organism in Eukaryota, Metazoa, Chordata, Mammalia, Carnivora, Felidae.
CUACCAAUUCUUCUUGGUCAACAAAGGGUGGUAAACCCAAUAUAGGGCUGGCAUUUGGUCAUCAUUAUGCCUCUCAUGAACACAUCUUCAGGUACUGUGUCCAAAAGUCCUCCGGAGGCUUGGUAGAGAAGAUACCCCAUCAAAAUAAGCUCAGCUCAGAAUACAAGUGGCGUUGCACCAAACCCUACCCAAGCAGCCGUCGUGAUUAGAAAGUACUCCACACCUUGGAGAACUGAGGAGACAUGAGCAUAAUUUUAAAUGCAAAUUAAAUUGAGGGGGUAGCCGAGAGAACACAUAAAAGACAGGAAAACAAAACCUUUCAAUUGUCUUAAAUUAGCAGUCUAGCGUGUGCUAAAGAGCAGUUGCACUCAGAUCCCUUCUUAGGGCUUGCUUUUCAUCACAAUAUAAAGGGGGCAAAUCCAUCACUUCCCUCCGCUCAGCGCUCUUGAACUGAGAUUGAAGGGAAAAUUAGAAGCCGCUCAUUUGGGCUUCGAGCUCAGCAGCGUCGUACGGUUUCGUUUCAUGCUCCGCGGUGUCCUGCUGAAAGGGGCCAACAAGUGCUGUGGAGGAUACAAAGAGGCUGAGGCUGGCGUCACCUUCCGUUGCUAAGGGGAAUCAGAGCUCCCGGGACCAACUGAGGAUCAAUUCAGAACGGCUGAUGCCAUUCGUCAGAUGGACCUUUUGAAAACGGAGAGCAUAUGAAUCUAACGGCAUAUUUUCCAGUUAACACACAACAAGGAAAGACUGGUAUACAAGUGACUAUUUUGUCUUGAAACUCUGCUUUUGGAACCUCAAGGAUGGAUUAUCCCAAAAUGGAUUAUUUUCUGGAUGUCGAGUCGGCUCAUAGACUCCUGGAUGUCGAGUCUGCUCAUAGAUUCUUCUACAGUCAAGGAGCUCAAGCUCGCCGGGCGACCCUGCUCCUGCCUCCCACAUUAAUGGCGGCAUCUUCGGAGGAUGAUAUAGACCGGCGGCCCAUCAGAAGAGUCCGCUCCAAGAGCGACACGCCGUACCUCGCCGAAGCCAGGAUCUCCUUCAACCUAGGGGCAGCGGAGGAAGUGGAGAGGCUGGCGGCCAUGCGUUCUGACUCCCUCGUGCCAGGUACCCACACCCCACCCAUCCGGAGGAGGAGUAAGUUUGCCAACCUGGGGAGGAUUUUCAAGCCCUGGAAGUGGAGGAAGAAGAAAAGCGAAAAGUUCAAACACACAUCUGCAGCCCUGGAAAGGAAAAUAUCAAUGAGGCAAAGCAGAGAGGAGCUUAUAAAACGAGGGGUUCUGAAGGAAAUCUAUGAUAAAGACGGGGAGCUCUCCAUAUCCAAUGAAGAGGAUUCCCUGGAAAACGGACAGUCCCUGAGCUCCAGCCAGCUGUCUCUGCCUGCCCUGUCCGAAAUGGAGCCGGUCCCGAUGCCCAGGGAUCCCUGCUCAUACGAGGUGCUCCAACCUUCAGACAUCAUGGAUGGGACAGUGUCUGAAGAGAGUCCCUCUGCCAGUGAGUCUGGAGCCCUCCUGUCCCAAGAUCCUUCAGCCAAACCAGUGCUGCUACUGCCCCCCAAAAAACCUGCUGCUUUCUCUGGAGACCAUGAGGAGACCCCAGUGAAGCAGCUGUCCCUUCUCAAGCAGCCCCCCGCCCUGCCUCCCAAACCCAGUGCCAGGAUUGCCAACCACAUAACAGAUCCUGGCGCCCCUGUGAAAUUGCCUUGUCUGCCAGUGAAACUGUCCCCUCCGCUACCUCCAAAGAAAGUCAUGAUCUGUAUGCCUGUAGGGGGGCCAGACCUCUCCCUGGCGUCCUACGCGGCCCAGAAGAGCGGCCAGCAGAGCGGGGCCCAGCACCACCACACGGUCCUGCCGUCCCAGAUCCAGCACCAGCUGCAGUACGGCAGCCUCGGGCCGCACCUGCCCUCCACCACCGGCUCCCUCCCCAUGCACCCCUCCGGCUGCAGGAUGAUAGAGGAGCUGAACAAAACGCUGGCCAUGACCAUGCAGAGGCUGGAAAGCUCUGAGCAGCGGGUCCCCUGUUCCACUUCUUACCACAGCUCUGCUUUGCACUCCGCUGAUGGCGUCACAAAAGCAGGACCUCUGGGCCUUCCGGAAAUAAGACAAGUGCCAACCGUCGUGAUUGAAUGUGAUGACAAUAAAGAAAACGUGCCUCAUGAAUCUGACUACGAAGACUCUUCCUGCCUCUACACAAGAGAAGAGGAAGAGGAGGAGGAGGAGGAGGGUGACAGCUCUCUGUAUACCACCUCCCUGGCCAUGAAGGUGUGCAGGAAGGACUCCUUAGCCAUCAAACUCAGCAACAGGCCCUCCAAGCGGGAGCUGGAAGAGAAGAACAUCCUCCCCAGGCAGACAGAUGAAGAGAGACUGGAGUUGAGGCAGCAGAUCGGCAGCAAGCUCACGAGGCGGCUGAGCCAGAGGCCGACCGCGGAGGAAUUGGAGCAGAGGAACAUUCUAAAACCUCGGAAUGAACAGGAGGAACAAGAGGAGAAAAGAGAAAUCAAGAGGAGGUUAACUCGAAAGCUCAGCCAAAGACCCACAGUGGAAGAACUUCGAGAAAGAAAGAUCCUCAUCCGUUUCAGUGACUACGUGGAGGUGGCUGACGCUCAGGACUAUGACCGCAGGGCCGACAAACCGUGGACCCGCCUCACCGCUGCCGACAAAGCUGCCAUUCGAAAGGAGCUCAAUGAAUUUAAAAGCACCGAAAUGGAAGUUCAUGAAUUGAGUAGACAUUUAACAAGGUUUCACCGACCUUAACAGUCAAAUUCCUCCUGAGUGCUAUGCUGUCUUCGAAACAUAAAUUUAUAAGAACCAUAAGUGCUGGUAUUUAUUCACUUCCCCAUUAUGAUGUAAAUCUUCUGAACUGCCUUUUUUUAAAAAGAAGAAGAAGAAAAAGGAAACCCGAUCAGGAUUCUCUUUGCGAAAGCCCAGUGGCCACCACUCCGCGGUCAGAGCUGCUGGUACCGCCGCGGACUCCGAGGGCACCGGCAGGCCAGAGUGGAGACUUCCCGGCGCUCGGAGCGGUCCCGGUCCUCUCCCUCCAGGCCUGGCAGGUGCCGUGUUCAUUUAGGCUCCAGCGAACCUCUUCCCCUCAAGUGUCUGUCACCUGGGUCCAAAGAAAGCUGAGGCAGUGGGUUCGGCCUGGAAUGGACUGUGCACAUGGUCUGGUUGGCUUUCUAGACUUGGCCAAACACACUGGCUCCGGGUGUGGCAUCCGACUUGGGGGCCUCUUAGGAGGAGGCUGAGAGGGAGCACUGUUCUCAGUCACCCCUGUCCUUUCUCUCCCUUCAGCCAUCAUCCAUACCGUGAACAAAAGGGAAGAUGCUUUUCUGGGGGAGUCUGUGGUCGACUGUCUGUCUCGAGAGUGUGUGGGCUGCAGGUAUGGAAGGCUGGCACUGAGCACCUAUCCUGUCCCCUCAGACUGAGCGGAGCUGCCUCCCGGGAAGCUCUGGUGUGCACAGGGGAAGCUGUCAUCUGCUCAGUUCGAAUUAAUUGACCCAUCUGUGUUAAAAAAAGCCAAAUGUCACGGGUGGUCUUGUGCACCUGGCCACUGCUGUGGGACGCCCGUGGCAUUGGUGCAUCUGAGUGUAAGAAGCCUGGUGAGGACAGAGAGGCUGGGGAGAGAAACUGCUUGGCUGAUGUUCGUUUUCUCCACGCACCCCAGGGCCAGUGACUGUAUGGGUUGGAAGGUAACAGCUUCUGAGUGUAGGACCAAUGCAUGCAAGCCAGACACCAUUCCUGAAAGACUGGCUCGCCGGUCUCUGAUGGACUGGGACUCCAGAACCACCCGAUGGCCUUCUAGUCUCCUUUGCACUGAAGAGUUUCUGUGGAGGGCCUUCAGGGUUCGGCAUAUGCCAGAAUGGCGCAAACACCAGCCACACCUGCCCGUGCUGUACCUUCCUGCUCCUACCCAUCUGGAGAGCAUCCUUCCUCUCCCUCGUGGUGCUGGUAAAGCUGAUGGGAGGUGUAUCUCUAGCUGUCCCAUUCGCUUGGGACCACAGGAAGGCAGUGCCCUCCUGAUGGGGACACCCCGGGUAAGAUGUGCAGUGAGUGGAAGGACAGCCCCCAAACCCUAACCACUCUCUUCACGGGGCCCGUCGCGGCUGCUUCUGUUUUCCUGCCUGACAGACCCUGUAGGGCCCUCUGUCACCAAGCCCUGCCCGGACCUCCGUCGUGGUCUCACAGUUACCGUGAUUUUUCUCGGUAAUGGCUUGCUCUCCUCCACACAUGCCCGAGAUUUAGAAAGAUCCCAGACUGGCCUUCACAGAAAGGAGUUGACCAGUUCCCACCCCAAAACGUGUGGGAAGCAAGUUACUCUUGGGAUGCACACCCAUCAGCGAGGCCGUUGAAUUUUCGGCAGGCAUUAACAGCCCCUGUGGCUGCCGUUAACCCAGGAGCUGUGCAGUCUGGGGGGAACUCAGGGCAGUUCUUCAGGCAGUGCCCAGUAGCCGUCGCAAAGUUGUCCCCGUACCACCGGGAGUGAGCACGCCGCUCCCUGGCCCAAGGAGGGGCCGUCACUAGAUCCUUUUCUCUUUGAAUGUGGAAUCUGAUAGUUCAGGGAAAACGUGGUCGGGAUUUUAGCGUGGCUGUAAACACAGUCUUCCCGAAAGGCUUACUGACGUUUGAAUGUGCAAAUGAUAUGACGAAAGAUGUAGGGCUCUUUCGUUUAACUUCUCUACAGCGGGCACGUGUUCCAGGCGGAGGUGCCUGCCUUGCCCGGGUUGGAGUCUGAGCUUCCUGUAACUCACAGCUGUCUUCAUGCGGCUCACAGGGCUCUGACAUGAUGGCCAGGCCUUCCGCGGGCCCAGGAGCGAGUCCUAUGGAAACUCAUUCCAUCGCCUGGACUCCUCCCUCGAAGGCCAAUGGCUUCUUUGCUGGCUUUGGUUUUUGGGCCUCUGAUGCCCUGGGAACGUGACGCCCAAGUCUGUUUCCUGCAGCCAGCCAGCAGCCCAGGUUUCCUGCCCAAAGUGCCCUGUUCUUGCAGUCCGCUUGGAGCUGGGGAGAAAUUGAACACAAUUUCAGCCUCCAUCCCUGAAGAGCACCCUUUGGGAGAAGUCAGUCGCAGGAAUUAGGGGUGCACCUGCUGUGCUACAGAAAUCCCACCCGCCAUCAAGGUGGGCGAUUAUUUCAAGCGCAGCUCAGGGGGCUCUGCCACCUCCGUGGACCACAGGUUGGCCCUCUGCCGCCUCCUCCCUUUCAUGAAAUCCUGAGGUCUUUCUAGAAAUCUAUCCCAAUUUCUUUUUUUUUUGCCAUAUCGUUAGGAAAACUGGAAGAAGUGUUACUUUCUAAGAUGGCAAAUUGACAAUUACAAAAAAAAAAAAGAGAGAUGGGCUAGAUGGUUUAAAAUGCAUCCCCUUUUCUGAAAAAGCUGCGAUUCUCAAAGGUCUUGUGUGUGUCAGUUCCCAGUUGAGCCUUCUGUCCUCUGGGUCAGUGUGAGGAAGAAUGUGAAGUUUCUCAAGAGGUUUCCCUCUUGAAAGCAGAUAUUGCCCCAUGCUCCGCACCACCUCCUGUGGCAGAAGGGACUCCUGUUGGCCUCCUUGCUGUGUUUCAAAAUUGCUGAUCGAUUCCUCUCCAAAGGCCCUCAAAGCCCUGUAAAACUUUUAAAACGUUAGCCUUUAUGUCCAAUUAGAGAAACCAAACAACGUGAUGGUAGGUGUGAUAAAAAAAAAAAACAAAAAAAACAAAAAAAAAAAAAACCUCUGGGUUUAUUUUUCUCCCGCUAUGGAUGUGUAUUUAUAUUUGCCGAAUGAAUAUUGUGGUGUGUGCUUCGAUGAAUGGGAUUUCAGACUCUCCCUGUGCACAGCCAGUGGGUGGAGGUCACCUCCGAUGACUUUUUCUUCCCAUCUGUCUGUCAGUCCCCAAACCAGUUGCUUUUUCCAGUGGCUUCCCGGGUGUCUGUACAUAGUUUGUCUUCGUAUAGGAGCGCUCUCCUGUGUUCUAAUUUAACAGAUGAUGGCUGUGUGAGGAAGACGAUGUAAAUACAAUACAAAUUAAACUGGA